AUGAUCUCAGAAAAGGCUGCCACAGCCCUGGCCACCAUAGGUACGGUGUGCUGGUGUGUGCAACUGAUUCCGCAGAUUAUCUUCAAUUACCGGCGUAAAGAUUGCGAGGGCUUGCCACCGCUGAUGAUGCUGAUGUGGGUUGCCAGCGGCAUCCCUUUUGCCAUAUAUUUUAUGGUCAUCAAGGGUAACAUCAUACUGCAGAUCCAACCUCACCUGUUCAUGCUGUUCUGCGGCGUCAGUUACGUGCAGUCGCUGUAUUAUCCACCCGUGCAAUGGGAAAGGCGCAAAAUUGUAGCAACGUUGCUGACACUAAUUGCCGUGGACGUGGGCAUGGAAAUCGGGUUCACCCUGUGGCUACGGCCGGUAUAUGCGCACGGAACGAAAUGGCCAGCAUUGAUUUUCGGGAUCAUAGCUUCCGUUCUUCUCGCUCUCGGGCUGAUCCCGCCCUAUCUCGAGCUUGCCAAACGCAAAGGACGUGUGGUGGGCAUCAAUUUCGUGUUUCUAGCAAUCGACUCCGCUGGAGCAUGGCUCUCGAUCGCCAGUGUAAUAGUGGGCAACAUGGAUAUUCUGAGCAUCGUUCUGUACGGGAUUGUAGCAGGCCUCGAACUCGGCAUAUUUGCUUCCCAUUUCAUAUGGUGCUGUCGUUUCAAGUGGUUCGGACGUGAGGCAGUGCCCACCGAUCCCGAAAAUCAGCCUCAAACCCUAGAAAAAACGAAAAGCUCCGGAGAGGAGUCUGUUCAUGAAACUUAUGAACUUGAAGACGAGCGAUAA
This is a messenger RNA of Lachancea sp. 'fantastica', 771 nucleotides long. NCBI's taxonomy places the organism in Eukaryota, Fungi, Ascomycota, Saccharomycetes, Saccharomycetales, Saccharomycetaceae. The record is from the annotation of a GenBank genome assembly.